AAACCCUAUCAUCCUCCUCUGAUUACUUCGUUCUCUUUCUUCAAAUUGAUAAGUUUUCUCCGAUUUCUUUCUCUCUUCCUGCUUAACCUGAUUUUCCAUUUAUUUAUAAAUUUACAGAAAUUUUAACAAAAUAUGUCUAGCGCUUUGGAUAUGUCCCUUGACGAUAUCAUCAAGAGCAAUAAAAAGUCCGGAUCCAGCAAAACCCGAGGACGGGGCCGAGCUUCCGGACCUGGACCUGCUCGACGAUUCACCAACCGCGGCGCUAAUAGAGCUGCGCCGUAUACCGCCCCUAAGGCGCCUGAAACGACGUGGCAGCACGACAUGUUUGCGGAUCAGGGUGUCGGGUACCCGGGACUGGCAGGUCGGUCCCCCGCUAUAGAGACUGGAACGAAGCUUUACAUUUCUAAUCUUCAUUUUGGCGUUUCAAACGAGGAUAUCAAGGAGUUGUUUUCUGAAGUUGGAGAUUUGAAGCGGUGUUCAAUCCAUUAUGAUAGGAGUGGGAGAUCGAAGGGAACAGCAGAAGUAGUCUUCUCCCGGAGAACAGAUGCUGUAGCUGCUGUCAAGAGAUAUAACAAUGUUCAGCUUGAUGGGAAACCAAUGAAGAUAGAGAUGGCAACAAAUGUUGCUACUCCUGCUGCUCCAGCUUCAAGUGGCACAUUUGUAAAUUCAAAUGGAGCUCCUAGAGGGGGACAAGGAAGAGAUGGUGCUACAGGGAGGCCACGUGGUGGCAGUGGCCGUGGAUUUGGAAGGGGUCGUGGACGUGGAAGGGGUCGUGGUGAAAAGGUAUCUGCAGAAGAUCUUGAUGCUGAUCUGGAGAAGUAUCAUUCAGAGGCAAUGCAGACAAAUUGAACUCAUUUCUUUUGUUUUCUUGGUUGGUCUUACACCUUUCUUUUGUGGCCUUUUAUGUGCUUGAUGAUGCAACAACCCCGACUAUGUUCUGUAACUUUAUAAAGUCUUUAGGAAUUACAGAAAUGCUAAGAGAGAUAUUGUUGGGAUCUUUGUAAUGGAGUUUGAGCAUCUAUUUUCUAUGGUUCUUUGACUUGGGCAUUAAA
Molecule: messenger RNA, 1052 nt
Organism: Manihot esculenta (cassava)
Lineage: Eukaryota; Viridiplantae; Streptophyta; Magnoliopsida; Malpighiales; Euphorbiaceae
Product: THO complex subunit 4A
Exons: 5
Coding region: 133-849 (238 amino acids)
Biological process (GO): mRNA export from nucleus
Cellular component (GO): nucleus
Molecular function (GO): mRNA binding
Source: RefSeq, a predicted model, not a curated record